Arachis duranensis is the source of this 2144-nucleotide messenger RNA. Its product is annotated as probable inactive purple acid phosphatase 1. Bases 205 to 2052 code for a protein of 615 amino acids. The transcript is spliced from 13 exons. Lineage: Eukaryota; Viridiplantae; Streptophyta; Magnoliopsida; Fabales; Fabaceae. Gene Ontology annotation, molecular function: acid phosphatase activity; metal ion binding. The record is from RefSeq and is a predicted model, not a curated record.
AUACUCAAUUAUAUGUGAAUGAAGUGAUAAGAAAACUUAGCUGUCAUUCCUUCUCCAAAGGUUGCUUUUUGCAUUCUAUAUCUCCAUACCCAUUUUAUUCAAAUUAAAUUCCAGCUUGAUUCUGCUCCUUCUAAGAGAAAAAAUGAGGAUUGGUUGUUGACUCACUAUAGUGUUGUUGUCAAUUUGAGGCUUGAAUUUUAGUAGAUGAUGAUGGAGGAGCCUAGAAUGGUGUUUAUGUGUCUGCUGAUUCUUGCAACCUUUCAACAAGUAGUAGUGUCAGAUGAGCAUCAACCACUCUCUAAAGUUGCCAUUCAUAAUAUAAUAUCUGAGCUUGAUCAAAAUGCUUAUGUCAAAGCCAACCCUAGUGUCCUUGGCUUGAAGGGACAAAAUACAGAAUGGGUUACACUGCAGUACUAUAAUCCAAAACCAACAAUGGAUGACUGGAUUGGAGUAUUUUCUCCAGCAAAUUUCAGUGCUUCUACCUGCCCUGCAGAAAAUCAAUUUACCAGUCCUCCACUGUUCUGUUCUUCUGCACCUAUCAAGUAUCAGUAUGCAAAUUUCUCCAGUCCCAAUUAUAAGAAAUCGGGAAAAGGUUACUUGAAGCUUCAGUUGAUUAAUCAAAGAUCAGAUUUCUCAUUUGCUCUUUUCACAGGUGGCUUGACAAAUCCAAAGCUUGUUACAGUAUCGAACAAAGUAUCAUUCAGCAAUCCAAAUGCUCCAGUAUAUCCACGAUUAGCACAAGGGAAAACAUGGGAUGAAAUGACAGUAACAUGGACUAGUGGAUACGGGAUUAAUGAAGCUGAGGCUUUUGUUGAAUGGGGACCAAAAGGAGGGAAACUCAUCCAAUCUCCUGCCGGGACACUGACUUUUGACCGCAAUACCAUGUGCGGUGCACCUGCAAGGACUGUUGGAUGGCGUGACCCUGGGUUCAUACACACUGGCUUUCUGAAGGAGUUGUGGCCUAACAAAGUGUACAUAUACAAGCUUGGGCAUAAAUUGUUUAAUGGUACAAUAAUUUGGAGUGAACAAUAUCAGUUUAAGUCACCGCCUUUUCCUGGCCAAAACUCCGUGCAACGUGUAGUCAUAUUUGGUGAUAUGGGCAAGGCUGAAGCUGAUGGCUCCAAUGAGUACAACAAUUUCCAACCUGGCUCACUCAACACUACUAAGCAAAUUAUUCAAGAUUUAAAGGACAUAGAUAUUGUCUUCCACAUUGGUGAUCUAUGCUAUGCUAAUGGAUACCUUUCACAAUGGGACCAGUUUACUGCACAGAUUGAGCCAAUUGCCUCAGCUGUACCUUAUAUGACAGCAAGUGGAAACCAUGAGCGCGACUGGCCGGGAUCUGGAUCGUUUUAUGGGAGCAUGGAUUCAGGUGGUGAAUGCGGUGUGCUUGCUCAGAGCAUGUUUUAUGUACCCGCUGAGAACCGUGAAAAAUUCUGGUACUCCAUAGACUACGGCAUGUUCAGAUUCUGCAUAGCUCACACAGAACUUGAUUGGAGAAAAGGGACAGAGCAAUAUGAGUUCAUUGAGAAGUGCCUAUCCACUGUUGACAGACAGAAACAGCCAUGGCUAAUAUUUCUUGGACAUAGGGUACUUGGUUAUUCUUCUGCCGGGUUCUAUGCAGCCGAAGGCUCGUUUGAAGAACCAAUGGGGAGGGAAGACCUUCAAGUUCUAUGGCAAAAGUAUAAGGUUGAUAUAGCCUUCUAUGGCCAUGUCCAUAACUAUGAAAGAACAUGCCCAAUAUACCAGAAUAUCUGCACCAACAAAGAGAAAAACAAUUACAUAGGCAACUUGAAUGGGACAAUACAUGUAGUAGUUGGAGGAGGAGGAGCAUCCCUUGCUGAGUUUGCUCCCAUUAACACGAAAUGGAGCAUCUUCAAAGACCAUGACUUCGGAUUUGUGAAACUCACAGCAUUUGACCACUCAAACCUGUUGUUUGAGUACAAGAAGAGCAGUGAUGGCCAAGUUUACGAUUCUUUUAAGAUAUCAAGAGACUAUAGAGAUAUCUUGGCUUGUAAUGUUGAUGGUUGUUCACCUACAACACUAGCAACUUGAUCUAAAUAUCUAAAUCCAAAGAAAGAUGUUUAUUUGCUUUCUUUCUUUUUUCCACUUCAAUAGUGUUCAAUAAAAUUCUCAUGUUGAUGUUA